Messenger RNA from Rhodofomes roseus, 3974 nucleotides. RefSeq lists its product as uncharacterized. NCBI's taxonomy places the organism in Eukaryota, Fungi, Basidiomycota, Agaricomycetes, Polyporales, Fomitopsidaceae. Bases 96 to 3740 code for a protein of 1214 amino acids. The record is from RefSeq and is a predicted model, not a curated record. The transcript is spliced from 11 exons.
UCCGAGCGCGUCCACUUCGCAGAGCCCCCCUCCGCUGCGUCUGGCGACUCGGAGGGCGUGCCCCUCUCCCGCACGUGAGUACCUCCCUCUCCGCCAUGCCUCCGCCGUCUCUCCCUCUUCAUUCUCAAUAUCCCGACGUCCUCGACAUCAGCUGGCGUGCCAACCUCCGCUACGACCCCCGUCUCGGCGACGACGACGACGACGAGCCCCCAUACGGCUCCUACCACGGGCCCCGCGAUGCCCCGCCUCUCCGCCAUGUCCGCAUCGAGACGCCCUCCUGGGGCCCCGGGGGUUCCCAAGGUCGCUCUUCGCCCAGCGACACAGAGCAGCGCCCCGAGCGCCAUGAAAAGCGAUCUUGCCGCCAGUUCAUGACCAACCUUCGCCAAACGGCAGUCAAGUACUUUCCUCUCGAUCUUGCAUGGAUCCCUGCCAACUGGUCCUGGUCCAAGAUCAAGCCUGUCAUCCGCUGCUCUGUCAUGGUCUUUGUCUCUCUCGUAUUCAUGGUCCUCAGUCCAGUCGAGGAUGUCACUGGCCAGGCUACAUUCUUGCUUCUCGUCUCUGCCCUUUUCGAUCCACCCGCCGAUCCGUUCAUCUCCGUCCUAGAACGCGAGCUCAUCUUCGCUCUCUUCGUGACCAUCGGUUGGGCAUGGUCUGCAUUUGGCAUAUUCUUCGCCCAUCUCGCCCGCCAUCACACCGACUACAACGUCACACUAGCCGAGGUCCUCUCCGGACAGUACAUCGAGGCCGGACCAACCGUCAUCUGCGCCGUCUGGGUCUUCCUCGGCGUGGCCUUCUUCCUUUUCAUCAAGGCCAAGAAGGGACCCGGUCCCUACGCCUUUCCUUCUGUCUUCGGUGCCAUCACCAUCGACAUAUCCUUCGUCACCGCAGUCCUCUUCCCCUACCCAUACUACACCAUCGGCAAGGUAAUCGUCCUUCCCCUCGUCCUUCAUGCCGGCCUUUGUAUUCUGGCCAGCGCGACUAUCUUCCCAAGCACGAUCACCGCACAAUAUACGAGUGCUCUCGCGCGCUCUCUAGAACCACUCGAGGCUGCCAUUCGCGAACAUCGCUCCAUCUUCAAGCUUUCUCCCUCUGGCUCCGACUUCUCUGCGACCGCCAAGAAGAUCUCCGGUCUCGUGACAAAGGCAGAGGGCGGGCUCGGUCCCGCCGCUGCUGCCCUACGUCUCGUCAAGAACGACAUCGUCUUUGGGCGGUUCGCGCCCAGCGACGUCGGGCGCAUGCAGGAGUUCGGACGCCGCCUCAUCGUGCGCGCAAACGGACUCGGAAUCUUCUUCACGCUCAUUGAGCCGACGCGCGAGCGGUUCCCUGUCACGCCCCUGCCUAGUAAACCAAGUACGCCCGUCAUGACUCCCGUCAUGUCUCGUAGACAGUCCUUCUCGCACCCAGGCACCCCAACGAUCGGGCCUCACUCGCCGGACCCAAGGUCUGAUCCCGACUCUGUUGCCUGGGGUCGUAGUCCACCACCGUCACGUCCUGAGACUCCCAGCCCCGCCGCAGGAGACACAAACGAGCGCGGACGUCUCCGCCACCGCGUCGGCCGGUCACAUAACAACGCGAGCGGGUCGAUGUCCUCUCUGCGGCUGACUAUCAGCCGGCACCUGCACCUCCGGCUGCGCAAGCCCGAGCACGAAGAGGACAGCCAGAACCAGCGGCUGCACUUCUCGCUGCUGCACCUCGCCCACUCGCUCUCCGUCCCGCACCCGACCGCGAUGCCCGCGAACGAGUCGGCCGUCGCGGUGUUCGAGAGCCAGCGCUACCUUGCGCUCGAGGCGACCCGGCUGAGCCACCCAGACAGCCCCGAAGCGACGGAGACGUUCGUAGUGCUGCUCGGCGAGAGCUGCGAGCACCUGUUGGACGCGUGUGCGGACGCGGUGCGCGAGGCGAGGGGGUGGGUCGCCGGCGUCCGGAGCGGGUGGCUCGAGAGCAGGAAGACGGCGGAGCAGAGGAGGGCGGAGAGGCUGGGAAGAAUGGCGGAUGUGAGGUAUAAGGUGGAUAGCGCGUUGGGGAUGUUCAGGAAGGAGUAUAGACAUAAAGUGCUCGAUCCCUACAGGUCGGCCUUUGAUCUCGGCCAUGUUGGAUCACCGAAUCCGACGGCGGAGCCCCCUCCACAUCGGUAUCUCUUCCAUUGUUACGUGUACCAGUAUCACCUCAUCCAGUUUGCCUCGGUGGUCAUCGAAAUGAUCGACGCGAUCAUGUCGCUCGAGGAGAACAAGAAGAAGCCGCGUCUGUGGGGUCCAUUUAUGCCCGCCAACCUCAAGAAAGUCUUCUUGAACUGGGGCGGGACGCAGUACGACACAACCACGGAGAUGGAAGGCAAUGAUGACGAGGACCCUGAUGCUAUCCCUGGUAUGCAGACCGACUGGGACGAAGACUUGGGCCAACCGUCCCGGCGAGACCCUGAUGCGCUGCCGCCGAGCACGCUCUUUGAGCACGUCAUGUCAUGGUUCCAUACCAUCCUCAUGGGUCUCACGGGCGGUAACAUGCUCUUCGCUCUGAAGGCAGGCGCGCUCACCGUGCUCCUCUGUAUCCCCAACUUCCUCAAACACACCGCGCACUUCGCAUACGAGGAGCGGUUCGUAUGGGGUAUCUUCAUGGGCCAGCUCACUCUUGCGCGCUUCAGGGGCGACACAACGUUCGCGCUGGUCGCUCGUCUGCUAUGCACGCUAUUCGGUGGUGUCACGGGCAUGGUCAUCUGGUACAUCGCGGCACAGAAGGGCAUCGGGAAUGCGUACGGGUACACCGCCGCGGUCGCGUUCUGCGCGCCGUUCUUCUACUACGGCCGGCUGUACUGGCCGGGCCCGCCGAUGUCGAACAUCAUCUUCUUCGUGACCGCGUCGCUCGUGCUCGGGUUCUCGUGGCAGAACUCGCACUUUGCGGCGAUCUUCCACUUCUACGGCUGGGCGCUCGCGUGGCGCCGGUUCGUGCUCGUCACCGCGGGUGUCACGGCCGCGUUCAUCUUCAGCCUGCUCCCGCCGAGCACCACGCUGCGCAAAUACCAGCGCACGAUGCUCAGCACGACCACGGCGGAGCUUGGGAGCGUUUAUUGUUCUAUCGUCAGCUUUGCGAAUACGAGGGGACGGCAUGGGGUCAAUCGCGGGGAGAUUGUGCAGGCGCUGAUUGCGAUCAGGAUGAAGCUGAGGCGGUCGGUGAUGUUGAAGACGAACAUCAUCUACGAGUUCUCCCUUCGAGGCAAAUGGCCAGCAGAUCGGUACCAGCGUAUCCUAGAGCUACAGAUGCAAAUCGCGUUCUUGCUCUCGCACCUCAUGUCUGUCGUCGAACAUCUCGACCCGGCUUGGUCCCGAGCGUUCCUCCGACGAACUCGUCUGCUCGAUGCCGACUUUCAGGGUGACGUGCUUGCGGUGAUCAGUAUGAUCUCCACGGCACUACGGACAGGAACGCCUCUUCCUCAAGUCACUCCGUGCCCGCUCAUUGAUCGCUUCAUGGUCUACACGCACGGUCUGAACGUCAUUCGGCAAGAGGAAGACGACGACUAUGGCUUGCCACGGACGAUGACCAUCGACACUUUGGAAAAUGAGCAGUACUUAUCUUUCGCAGUCGGAGUGACCACUGCGUUUGGUAUCAUUCUCCGACUUGACAAGCUGAUGGUGGCCGCGAAGGAGCUCGUCGGCGAGCAAUACCACAUCCACGGCAUUGGUAUCCCUGCAGAAGCUAGAGCCUUCAUGGGGAACCCUUCGACGGAGAAGGUGGGGCAUGAUAGCUGACGGAAUGAAUCACACCUGUUGGAUUGUACGAUAGUUGUUGAGGUCGGCACGGCACACUCACUAUUUGUUUCUCAUUGCAGUUGAGCAUAGUACUGGAUGGGAAUCGGGAUCGAUAUAUUGUAGGACUUGCUCGUAUUCUGUACUUAUCGUUAUUGUAGUUCAUUCUAACGAAUGUAGUUUUUCCCGCUUGUUGUACGGUGUCGUCUGAACACUGGACAGAGAUCUUGCAGAGAC